AUGGGGAGCGUCGAGAUAACAGAGUCGAAAUGCGAUGUGUUGAUCAUUGGUGCCGGGCCAGCAGGUCUGAUGAUGGCAGCGUGGAUGGCCAGGUGCGGCAUCGACGCUCGCAUCAUCGACAAGCGCGGCACCAAGAUCUUUGCCGGGCAGGCUGACGGACUGCAGCUACGCAGCCUGGAGAUCUUUGACAGCUUCGGGUUCGCGGAUCGCGCUUGGAAGGAGGCUAAUCACAUGCUCGAGAAUCCGGACUCUACCGGCCGAAUCCAACGCUCAGCCCGCAUUCCCGACACAUCCCCCGGCCUCUCGCGCUUUGUCCAGAUUGUCGUGCACCAGGGCCGCGUGGAGCGCUGGUUCCUCGACCACAUACGAAAACACUCGGGCGACCGGCUGCGGGUCGAGCGCGGCGUGCUGCCAGAGUCGCUGGUCAUCGACGACGACGCCUGUGCCGACCACUCGGCCGACUCGCACCCCGUGACCGUCACGCUGCGGCACCUGUCGGACCAAGAGGCCACGCCGGCGCAGCAGCAGGGCGACGGCCUGCCUGCGGAUGGCCUGUUCCGGAGCAACCUGGCCGAGGACGACACGGAAGACUUGAUAGCACGAGCGAGGGACCGCAAGUCUGGGAGGGAGGUGAUUCGCGCUAGGUAUGUGGUUGGGUGUGAUGGGGCUCACAGUUGGACGAGGAGGCAGCUGGGCUAUGAGCUGCAUGGUGAGCCGACGGACUUCAUAUGGGGCGUUCUGGACAUAAUCCCCAUCACCGACUUCCCCGACAUCCGCAUGCGCUGCGCGGUCCACAGCGCCGACGCCGGGUCGCUGAUGGUGAUACCACGCGAGAACAAGCUGGUGCGGCUGUACAUCCAGCUCAACGAGAUCAAGCCCGACGCGGCCAGCGGGCGCGCGGACCGGACCAAGAUCACGCCGGCGACCAUCCUCCGCGCGGCGCAAAACAUCCUCAAGCCCUACACGCUCACCUACGAGCACUGCGACUGGUGGACGGCGUACCAGAUCGGUCAACGGCUGGGCGGCGACUUUGACUACCGCGGCCGCGUCUUCCUGGCCGGCGACGCCGUGCACACCCACUCACCCAAGGCCGGCCAGGGGAUGAACAUCGCCAUGCAGGACGCCUACAACCUCGGGUGGAAGCUGGCGCUGGUGGCCAGGGGCGUGGCGCGGCCCGGGAUACUGAGGACGUAUCACGACGAGCGCCGCCGCGUCGCCGAGGAGCUCAUCGAGUUCGACCACAAGUUUUCCCGGCUCUUCUCGGGCCGCCCCGCCAAGGACGUCCUGGACGCCGAGGGCGUCAGCAUGGCCGAGUUCCAGGCCGUGUUUGAAAAGGGCAACCUGUUCGCGUCGGGCCUGUCGGUCGACUACGCCGACAGCGUGCUCGUCGCCAAAAAGGGUCCUCCCGCCGCCGCCGCCGGCCAGGACCUAGCCACCGGCGUGCGCCUCGGCAUGAGGUUCCCGUCGUUCCGAGUGCUGAACCAGGCCGACGGCCGGUCGUGGCACCUGCAGCAGCGGCUGAAGAGCGACGGGCGGUUCCGGCUGGUGGUGUUUGCGGGCAACGUGCACGCACCGGCGCAAAAGGUCCGACUGCAGGCCUUCUGCGACAGCCUGGCGUCGUCUGCCUUCCUCAAGCCGUACCUGUACCGCCACGUCGACGUGCUGACGUGCCACUCGGCGAAGCGGGUCGAGACGGAGCUGCUGCGCGACUUUCCUGCCGUGCUGCACCCGUUUGACGACAAAAAGGGCUGGGACUAUGACAGCAUCUACGUCGACGACCAAAACUAUCACGACCCCUACGGGGAUGCGUAUGCCAACUACGGCGUAGACAGGGAGGUUGGAUGCGUGGUGGUGUGUAGGCCUGAUCAGUAUGUUGGGUUUAUUGGGAAGCUUGAUGGCGAGGGUUGGGAGGACGCCGAGGCCUAUUUCAAAAGAUUUUUGAUGUAA
Pyricularia pennisetigena is the source of this 1947-nucleotide messenger RNA. RefSeq lists its product as uncharacterized. The transcript is spliced from 5 exons. The coding region runs from base 1 to 1947 and encodes 648 amino acids. Gene Ontology annotation, molecular function: FAD binding. NCBI's taxonomy places the organism in Eukaryota, Fungi, Ascomycota, Sordariomycetes, Magnaporthales, Pyriculariaceae. The record is from RefSeq and is a predicted model, not a curated record.